This is a messenger RNA of Nerophis lumbriciformis (worm pipefish), 804 nucleotides long. RefSeq names its product peptide YYb (gene pyyb). Gene Ontology annotation, cellular component: extracellular region. Gene Ontology annotation, molecular function: neuropeptide Y receptor binding; neuropeptide hormone activity. The record is from RefSeq and is a predicted model, not a curated record. Gene Ontology annotation, biological process: feeding behavior; neuropeptide signaling pathway. Lineage: Eukaryota; Metazoa; Chordata; Actinopteri; Syngnathiformes; Syngnathidae.
GCAUUUUUUAAUCUGACACAAAUAAGUGUCAAAGGAACUCCUUAAGGGCUAACCCAGCAUGAUAUUCAUACUGUAUAUUAUGCUGAAUUCCUCAUUUGAUUUGGUCAAAUGCAGAUUUUUAAUUCUUAUUUUAUCAACCUUUGUGCAUGUGUGUGCGGUUGUGCGUGUGAGCUCUCCUAGGCUGCUGAAGUAGAAAGUGAGAGGUGUGGUUUCGUGUUACUCAACACACUUCAUGUCCGCAUCCCUCGCUAUAAAAGCCAAGAGACCGAGAGGAGGAGAGCAAGUCAGGGCACCAGCACCUCAAUCAUCACCAGCCAAUCUGCACCGGGAGACUUAUAGACAAAAACAAACAUGCUGAAAUUGUGCAUGAUGCUCGCCACGCUCCUCUUCUGCUUGUUGGUGUUUUGGAGCACCUUUGCCGACGCAUACCCGCCCAAACCAGAGAGUCCCGGCAGCAAUGCCUCCCCGGACGACUGGGCCAAGUACCACGCUGCUGUCAGGCACUAUGUCAACCUAAUCACCAGACAGAGAUAUGGGAAGAGGUCUACCCCAGAACAGGCGAUGGCUUGGCUGCUGUUUGGUGCUGAUCCAAGCCAAGACUCCGAACCACAUUUGGAUUAUAACGAGUGGUAGUUGACUUCAAGGAUACCUAAUCCCACUUGAAAACCAAACGGCAAUCAAAAUGACUGGGAUUCCCUGGGGAGAAUCUUAAUCUUAAUGUACUUUAAUUGUUCAAUAUACAUGCAUGUUUCCCUCCCUUCCUCUCUGUUUGUCUGAAUGUUUUGCUCUUUGUACACCUCUUUG